AACUCAACUGUUUAACUGGAUAAUGAGCCUAUUUUCAAAAAAAGUGGAGUGUUCCUUUAAGUAGAAUAUGUGUUUUCCUAUUCUUUUCUUCAUAGAGAGUUGCUUUUGUUUUAAAACUGCAAAGAAAUUGUGACUGAAAAUUACACCAUUCACCAUAAAGGUGCGGUCACAUGAGCAAAAUUCCGCUGGGGAAAAAUUGUCAGUAGAGUAGUGAUGCAUAAAGCCAAAAGACUUUACAUAUUAGAAAUUACUAUGAAUAGGAGAAAGUGCAACGCUCAAUAUGGCGGAAUAAGUCCCGCCUUUUUAAAUAAAAGAGCCAAUCGACAGUUGGUAAAGUCAUUGUGUCACUGAGACAGUUACUUGUCAGAUUAAAUUGGUGAUUUCAAAUAUGAAAUUUAAUUGUAAGCUUGUUGAACAGCUUUGGAGAAUUUGAUGGUUCCCCAUGUACUUGCAUUACUGAAACAGCUGCUGAGAGGCGUUUCAAAGAUGGCCGCCGAGUGAAAUAACCUGCCUUAAAGCGACUCUGAUAAAGCAAAGCUCACACAGAGGUCACUUACAUGCAGCUUUCUGUUGAAAAAAAAAUUUGCCCUGCUUGGCAAUAUAGAUGCAUUAUAAAAUUAGAGUAUGUUUACACGACAACAAUGUACUAAAAAAGGAAAAAACUUUCCUUUGCGUCUUUCAUGUAUAGACAACAGCCUUGUCAAAACAAUCCCUGCUCAAUCGGAUUUAUGAAAAUGACUAAAAACACUGUAUUCUGCUGCCAGGCCAGUAGUUGGCAAUGUCACUAGAAACACUACGCGACUAUAGACUGAACACGUAAUACGCAAUGCGCAUGAUGUCAGCGUUUUCACAUAUUCGCGUUUUUGUAGUUUACAUGGAGACAAUAACGGUAUCGUUUUCAAAAACUUGCCCUUUGAAACCCGUUUUCAAAAGUUUGGGUUUUCAGGCCCCAAAAACACCAUUGGCGUUUAAAUGAACAGCCAAAACAUAAAAAGAUUAAAGGUACGGUCACAUUUACAGAUGUUCGGCAAAUUUUCACUGGGAAAAUCCAGCAUUUUAAUAGGAAUCUGCGCGAACUGGAAUUUCACAUGAGGGUGAACGAUUUCCCCAUUGCAGAUUUCCCCAUUGGUCACAUGGAUUUGCUGUGUUGACCAGCAGAAAGCUGCUUGGUUUGAAAGUGACUUUUCUGUGAGGCAUGCUUCAUACAUCGCUACACUAUUGACAGUGGUCCUUUCUUGCCCACAAAAUUUUGCCACUAGAUGGACAUGUCACGUAUUUGGCCAUUGCCUAUUUUUGCUGACACAGUGUUCUAAAAAUUCGGUGCUCAAAUUAAAAGUCGCAGGCAGUCAAGCAGUGGAGAAGAUGGUAGUUUGUUGAAAUAGUAUGUUGAAGUUGCAGAUCUUCAGUAUUUUUACAAUACAAUACAUGAUAAGUUAGGUAAUAACUUAUUCUGCAACCCAUAAACCGAGGGAUAGCAUUUGAGGGAUAGUAUUUUUUUUUUAAAACUGUAUUCAAAUAAUUUACCGAAACUGCACGGCAGGUUUGCAUUAAACAAAUACGAUUUUGCAAUUCAGCUUUUGUGGUACCUGCUUCCUCAUUCAAGUCUCGUCAACAAUAUCAUAGCUUAUACAGCACAAUGAUUGUCUUUAAAUAAUUGACUCAUUGUGGAAUUGGAGUCUGUUAAACUAUUAAAAAUAGACUAACAGAAGCACAUGAAAUGCACACUAAUACAAUGGCCAUAAAAAUCAACUAGUUCCCAUAAAUCAACGGCAAAAUUGCAGUAUAUUUGCAUUAAGUUCUUCCCUUAUUUUUCCUGAACUCAAGGUCAGUUCAAGUGCUGACCAUAGCCUUUUUGAGAAAUAAACUAAAUUCUGCUUAUGGUUGUCUGUGGAACACCCCCACAAACCACAGACAAUAUUAAACCUAUAUAAGGGUCAUAGUAUGCAUUUGACACUGAUUUGCCAGGACUUCAUUUCUGACCAAACUUUACUUGAUUCCCAAAAUAUUUUAAACAAAUCUAAACUCAUUUGCAGCUAAAAGAAAGCACUUUUUAAAUUUAGGAUCAAUCAGUGUGAUUUAUAUCAUUUCAGUCAUGGACAGCUCACCGGAAAUAUUGGAUUUUGAUUCUUCAGAUGAAAAUGGUCCCGAGAACAGUGGGAUAUUUCUGCAGCAGUGGGAUGCACAGGUUCGGCCCUAUAUUGAGAUGAUUGACUUUAUGAGGCGGAUCGGCAUUGAGAGGGAACUUGCGUUGCCGUCCAUUGCGGUGGUGGGAGACCAGAGCUCAGGGAAAAGCUCUGUUCUAGAGGCUCUGUCAGGAGUCGCUCUGCCUCGUGGGAGUGGGAUUGUCACCCGCUGUCCACUGGAGCUUAAACUCAGGAAGCUGAAUAGUGGGAGCGGCUGGACUGCCAUAAUCUCUUACAAUGAUGUGCGAGAGACGUUUCAUGAUCCCGCACAAGUUGAAAGUUACGUCAGAAGGGCACAAAAUAUGCUUGCUGGAGAUGGAGUGGGAAUCUGUGAUGAUCUCAUCAGUUUAGAGAUCACAUCACCUGAUGUUUGCGACCUCACGCUGAUCGAUCUACCUGGAAUAACAAGAGUACCUGUGAAAGGGCAACCGGAAGACAUUGGAGACCAGAUUCGACGCCUGAUAUUGAAAUUCAUUGCAAAAAAAGAAACCAUUAAUUUGGUUGUUGUUCCCUGCAAUGUGGACGUUGCAACCACAGAAGCACUUAGAAUGGCUCAGGGUGUCGAUCCUGACGGCUCAAGGACUUUAGCAAUAUUGACAAAGCCAGACCUGGUAGAUAAAGGAGCCGAGGCUGACGUCUUACAAGUACUGCAGGGUAAAGUGGUUCCUCUCAAAAAGGGCUACACCAUUGUCCGAUGUAGAGGCCAGAGUGACAUCAAUGAAAACGUUUCUCUGGCUGAAGCCACAAAACAGGAAAAAGAGUUCUUCGCCAAUCACGUGCACUUCAGUUAUCUUCUUGAAGAGCAGAGGGCCACAACAUCCUGCCUGGCUACCAGACUCACUAAAGAGCUGGUUGAACAUAUCAAGGCUUCACUUCCAUCUCUCAGAGAUCAGAUUCACAUCCACUUGUCUGCAGUGAGAUUUGAGCUCAAGAAUUAUGAUGACGGUCCUCCUUUAGAACCUGAGCGCAUGGGGCCUUAUCUCAGCAAGAAAAUCUUGGAGUUCAGUGACCAGAUAAGUGAGUUGUGUAGAACAGGAGAAUCAGACAAUGGGAACCUCUACUCGCUCCUUCGACCAGUGUUCAAGCAAUGGGAAUGUCAUCUGAGCAACUCCAAAGCAUUGUUCAGAGAGUCUGUAAAAGAGAUGACAGAAAAAUAUGACGAAGCUCAUCGUGGGAGAGAACUGGUAACCUUCAGUGACUACUGUGUGUAUGAAUCAAUGGUAAAGAAACAUGUGGGAAACCUUAAACAACCAGCAUUGGAUACUUUGAAGCUCAUCCGAGGUAUUGUGCAGAAGGAGUUUAGGGCCAUGUGUGAGUUGUGUUUCCCAAACUACCCUCAUCUGAGACACGUAAUACUGAACCAUAUUGACGAGAUUCACUCAAAGCAAGAAGGCAAGGUGGAGAAGAGGAUCUAUGAGUACAUUAACAUGGAAAAGCUUGUGUACACACAGGAUCCCAUUUUUACCCAGAAAAUUGUAGACUUCAAGUUUGUGGAAAAGAGACAGGAAUUCGAGUCCAUUAGUUUGGAUACAGGAGAGAACGCAACCUCACCCAACAACUGUGCUGUUUUUGACACCAGGAGUCUGACACCUGAGAAACUGAUCAUCUACUACGAGAUCGUGUAUCAGCGUCUGGCCGACUACAUUCCCAUGGUGAUCCUGCUGUUCAUACUGAAGGAAGCUGCCGUGAUGCUGCGGGCUCACGCUAUGGACCUGCGGGAUGGAGCGGAUGUUGUGAAGCUGCUCGUGGAGGACACAGAGGCUGGAAGGAAGAGAGCAGACUUACACCAACGCAUGGAGCGACUGCGCCUGGCACAAGAACGCAUCAGUAUAUACCUCUGAGACAAAAGUUGGCUCUGGUAAAGACCUAUCCUACCACAAUGGACCAGACUUUUUACAUUAUUCAUUUAGCAGACACUUUAAUCCAAAGUGACUUAAAGAGGCAAUAAACAUGAGAAGUGCAAGUAAUACAAAGUUUCAGACAUCGUUUAGAACAGUAAAAGCUACAAACGGGGAGGGAUAUAGUGAAAGCAUAGAUGAAGGAAAAGUGAAAGCAUAUAGAUCUUUUUAUCUUCUAGUGUUUUAUCACUAAAAAUAAAAUGACUGUUUUAAGCAAAAGAAGCAGAAUGAAAGUUCAUCAAUCAUCUUACAAAAAUUCCAGUGUAGUUUGUGUGCCUUUAGUGAUGAUCAAUGACACUUGGUUCAGUUUAAUAAUAGAUAUUAGCUUAAGUAAUAAACCCUCAUCAAAAUGAUAAGAGUAUAAAAAGUGAUUAUCUGUUUAAAUGAUAAGGAAUGAGUGAUACUGUAGUUCACUUUUAGCCACUGCAGAAAUGUGUCUUUGAAUCAAAAGUAAAACAAUGUCAGCUUGUUACAAUGUACUUACAAUGUAAUCUUUUAUUGUGUUAGCUUGUGUUCAAUAAAAAAAGUUUGUUACAAUGCUUUUUUCCUGAAAUGUGUUACAGUCUAUUCCGUUCUGUUCAAUUUCAGUUAUCAUGGACAUUCAGUUUGUUUUCACAUGUCACAUGCCUUCCUUUGUUUGUAAUUCCCGCCACUCCUCGGUUACUACGAUCAUUUUAUUAUGAGUUCAUUCUGUUCAGCUGUGUUACUUGUUACCUUGUUUGUGUUCCUAUAUAAGUUCUUCCUUUUUUAUCAUGGACAUUCAGUGACUGACCACCUGUCUGACAUGUCAAUAUUUUAUUUUCAUUUUCAUUCUUACUGUGUGUGAUGCACUAUAAAUACAGUGACAGAUAGAAUUUCAAUCCUUUGGUUUCUUUUUCAGAAAUGUCUACCUCAAGCAUUCAAAAAAUGCCUUCCUUUUCAGUCACUCCUGGUCCGUUCACUGUCUUGGUUAGUGUGUGUUGCUGCAUGAUCGUCUGUCAUUUGGAAAUACUUAAUCCUUGUCUGCCACCAUGACGAAAUGCACAAACCUGUUUAUAAUUUUAAAUAAAAAUGCUCUUACAGUCUGUCCCAGUAAGAUUUUUAUAUUUCCAUGUAGUUUUUUCCCCUCUUUAUGUAUACUUACAUUUUCAAUUCUGUAAGCAUAUCUAAAUAAACAUCAU
Molecule: messenger RNA, 5241 nt
Organism: Megalobrama amblycephala (Wuchang bream)
Lineage: Eukaryota; Metazoa; Chordata; Actinopteri; Cypriniformes; Xenocyprididae
Gene: mxh
Product: myxovirus (influenza virus) resistance H
Exons: 13
Coding region: 2093-4024 (643 amino acids)
Biological process (GO): defense response to virus
Cellular component (GO): nucleus; membrane; cytoplasm
Molecular function (GO): microtubule binding; GTPase activity; GTP binding
Source: RefSeq, a predicted model, not a curated record